Coffea eugenioides is the source of this 513-nucleotide messenger RNA. Its product is annotated as RING-H2 finger protein ATL56-like. The record is from RefSeq and is a predicted model, not a curated record. The transcript is spliced from 2 exons. Lineage: Eukaryota; Viridiplantae; Streptophyta; Magnoliopsida; Gentianales; Rubiaceae. Bases 1 to 513 code for a protein of 170 amino acids.
AUGUCUUUUCCGCAUUCUCGUGACUGCUCCAUCCUCAUCCCCAUCCAUAUCCCUGGCAACCAGGAAACAACGGGCUGCAACUUGACGCGUCAGUUAAAGAAACCAGCAGCUACGAAUCAGCGCUUCGCUGCCCUGGUCCUCCUUCACAUCCUCCUCACAACCACAGCGGUCCACCGCCACCGCCGACGCCGGCAAACCCGCCGAUCUUUUUCCCGCACCUCCUCAUUAUAUUCCAUGCAAGACCUCUAUGACCUCCUCCCGCACCUUAACUACUCUGCAUCAGAACAGACCACAAUGGAUUGUGCAAUUUGCUUGGAGGGUUUCAAGGAGGGAGAGCUUAGCCGGAAGCUGCCGGAUUGUAACCAUUUAUUUCACCUGAAUUGUGUGGAUAAUUGGCUUACGAAAAAGCCCAACUGCCCUGUUUGUCGAACCCGGGUUCAGCUCCAUUCUGGGGCUUCUAGGUCAAGAGACAGUGAUGAUGACGGGAAGUUUUGGUGGCCUGUUGGGGCCUGA